This is a messenger RNA of Drosophila teissieri, 1032 nucleotides long. Its product is annotated as pro-resilin. The transcript has 2 exons. Gene Ontology annotation, biological process: positive regulation of transcription by RNA polymerase II. NCBI's taxonomy places the organism in Eukaryota, Metazoa, Arthropoda, Insecta, Diptera, Drosophilidae. The record is from RefSeq and is a predicted model, not a curated record. Gene Ontology annotation, molecular function: transcription coactivator activity. Gene Ontology annotation, cellular component: RNA polymerase II transcription regulator complex. Bases 1 to 1032 code for a protein of 343 amino acids.
AUGACUCCAUUCAACCGAUCCUCACACACCUUCGCCGUUCUGAUUCUGGCUCUGGCCUCCGUGGGCCUGGCGACACCAUUGAGCAACUCCUAUCUGCCCCCGAAGGUGGGUGCCCAGAGUGGAUACAGUGCAGCGGCGUCCAGCUCCUCGGGAUCGUAUGCAGCUCCUGCGGCGACCUAUGCCCGCAGGCCGUCCCACUCCGUGGCGGCUCCUUCCAGGCAGUACCUAGCUCCGGCUGCAUCGCACGGUAGCUACAGCUCGGGAGGCUCCUCCUACGCCGCUCCAUCGGUGUCCCACGCCUCCUACUCCGCACCCGUUGCAGCUGCAUCCCAUGCCUCCUACUCCGCUCCAGCUGCAUCCCACAGCUCGUACGCCGCCCCAUCCGCCUCGCAUGGAUCGUACUCCGCUGCCUCGCGCACCAGCUACUCCGCUCCCGUGGCCGCUCCAUCCAGGAAGUACCUAGCUCCAGCUGCAGUGUCCCACAGCAGCUACUCCGCUCCCGCCGUUUCCCACAGCAGCUACUCCGCUCCCGCCGUUUCCCACAAGAGCUACUCCGCUCCAGCCGUGUCGCAUGGAUCCUACUCCUCUUCGGGCGGCUCCAGUGGCUCCUACUCCGCUCCAGUUGCAUCCUACAGCUCAUCCUAUGCCGCCCCAGCUGCCUCCCACACCAGCUAUUCGGCACCAGUGGCUGCUCCUUCCAGGCAAUAUCUCGCUCCGGCUGCCACGUCUUACUCCGCCCCAGCGGUGUCCCACGGAUCGGCGUACUCCACGUCAUCGCUGUCCCAUGGAUCGUAUGCCGCUCCAUCAGUUUCCAGACAGACCUAUGCCGCCCCAGCUGUCUCCCAUGUCAGCUACUCGGGAUCUAGCUCUGGAUCUGGCCAUGGAUAUGGAGCUGGCUCCAGCCACGGAUUGCUGCAAGGAUCGGGUCUGCGUUCUGGCCACGCAUCUGGCUUUGGAUCGAGCUACGGAUCUGGACACAAAUCGGGUUCCUACGCUUCCAAUGGAGGCUACGAGUACCGCCUGAAGCAUUGA